Molecule: messenger RNA, 1880 nt
Organism: Anastrepha obliqua
Lineage: Eukaryota; Metazoa; Arthropoda; Insecta; Diptera; Tephritidae
Product: facilitated trehalose transporter Tret1-like
Exons: 6
Coding region: 188-1603 (471 amino acids)
Biological process (GO): carbohydrate transport; transmembrane transport
Cellular component (GO): membrane
Molecular function (GO): sugar transmembrane transporter activity
Source: RefSeq, a predicted model, not a curated record
CGCCGCCAGUGAUGGAGUUCACAAGUGGAAAUUUCAUUUUAAUAAAUAGAUGAAAUUAAAAAUAUUUAUACAGGACGAAGAAGUUGUCCUUAAGUAAAAGAAUUCACAAAUUUUUGAAACUUAGACAGAUUUUAUGAAUAAAGAAAAAAUCUAAAUAAUCCACCGACUUAUAAAACAAGUCAGAAACAUGUUUUUCAACUUCUGUAAUCGUUCUGAGGGCGUAUUCCGCAGUGAAUUUCGCAACCAGUUGUUAGCGACCCUAAGUGUUACCAUCAUCACAUUUUGCAAUGGCAUCGGCAUUGGUUGGUUCGCGCCCAUGCUGGCGAAAUUUCAGUCGCCCACUGAGAGUCCGCUUGAUUUCACCGCCUCCGUGGAGGAGAGCUCCUGGUUGGGUGCAUUUGUAUGUGCGGGAGGUUUUACUGGAAAUAUAAUCUUUGGAGUUCUUUUGGAUCUAAUCGGCCGUAAGCCGUGCAUUUAUUUGCUUGCUAUACCACAUAUGAGCUUAUGGCUACUCGUCUAUUUUGCGCCGUCUAUUGAAUACCUCUAUGCUGCGCGCUUCGCAUCUGGCAUCACUGGUGGUGGCACUUAUGUUGUAAUACCAAUUUUCCUAGGAGAAAUCCUCGAUCCAACCAUACGCGGGCGACUUACCUCAAUGUUCACGCUCACGCUCAACAUAGGCAUGAUGACGGGUUAUGUACUCUCCUCAUAUGUGCCAUAUCACAUCAUACCAAUAGCGGUGAUCUUACUGCCUUUGCUGUAUCUACUACUCGAAACCUUCUUCCCCGAAACGCCACCUUAUCUUUUGCACUGUGGCAAGGAAGCGCAAGCUGAGUUAUCACUGAAGUUCUAUAUGAAUUACAAAGCUUCAUCUAAGCUGGACAUCGAACAAUUCAACAUCAAAUUCACGGAAUUGAAAAGUGCGGCUAAACAUCAAAAAUCACAAACGGAUGCGGUAACAAUCCGCGAUUUCUUCACCAAAGGGGCACUGAAGGCCAUCGGCAUCGGUAUGACAAUGAUGUUCAUUAAUAUAUUCACCGGUAGUUUUGCGUUGCUCAGUUACAUGUCGACCAUUUUCGUGGCUGUCAAAACGCAAAUACACCCAGAUACGAAUACCAUCAUCAUUGGUGUGGUUCAAAUUGUUGGCUCUUACAUAGCCAUCUCUUUGGUAGACCGCUACGGUCGAAAAAUUCUGCUCAUCAUCUCCACAGCCACCACAGGUGCUUGCCUGGCCUCCUUCGGCAUGUACGCCUUCUUGGCUGAGGAAACUAGUGUGGAUCUAUCAGCAUACCACUCCUGGCUGCCACUUGUACUAAUGGCGCUUAUUAUAUUCACUGCCAAUGUGGGUUUAAUACCUGUACCUACUGUGGUAUUGGUGGAGAUUUUGCCCCCAAAGAUUCGCUCAAAAGCCGUUUCCUUCUGCGUAACAUUGCUGAGUCUUUUCGCCUUCAUUAUGCUAAAAAUUUUCCCACCAUUCAUGCACGCUUUCGGCUUGUCAGCGACAAUGUGGGCUUGUGCGUCAUUUGCUGCUUUUGGACUACUCUUCAUAACUGUAUGUGUGCCGGAGACCAAGGGAAAAUCCAUGAAUGUGGAUGACGAGAAAUAAAGACCGAAACCGUUCGUUUUUUGUUUUCUACGAAUUGCAAUGAAAUACAGAAGUUUCAUAACUAUGUAAACAGUGCUUAAAGGGAUCUGGACAUACAGCCAUACAUAUAUACACACACACGCAGUGUACUAAGCUGAAGUAAAUCUGUGUUAUCACACAAUCAAGCGUAAUAUUCCUAAAGAUGUAGAUAAAUGAGUGCGCAUUUUUCUGUUCUAUUUUUAUACUAAGACAUUUUUUAAUUUCGAAUAAUUAAACGAGUUUCUCUUUUUGGUGAUUA